AUUAUUAAGAGGUGGCUUAGAUUCCUUAGAAUUGUGGCUUUUGACCUCCUAUUUUUAGUAUUUUACCUCAGAAUUUUUACUUAACAUCGUAUAAUUACACGUUCUCUGACUGAUGUGCGUUAGCUGCACCGCUAGUUUCUGGGGACAUCAUAAUUCGAGUGUCCUUGACUUCAGUCAGAGUUAUCCAUCUAUUCGAAUGCCAUAUCUCUGUUUUUCGUGUCACUGCGACGUUCGACGGCAGUCAAACUAGCCAAUCACAGCCCGCUGUUCAAGGAAAGUCACGCAGAGUGUGCAUGUUGUCACAGAUCCUGCUUGUGAAAACAGACGGAGAAAUCCUCCUUACUUCGAUUUUUCACCGGUUUUGAGGCUGCUGAUAGAGAUGAACAGCGUCGGGGAGGCCUGCACCGACCUGAAGCGGGAGUACGACCAGUGCUUCAACCGCUGGUUCGCCGAGAAGUUCCUGAAGGGGGACCGGAGCGGCGAUCCGUGCACCGAGACCUUCCGGGAGUACCAGCGGUGCGUGAAGAAGGCCAUCAAGGAGAAAGACAUCCCUAUCGACGGCGUGGAGUUCAUGGGGCCAAACAAAGACAAGCCUGAGAGCUGAUGGGCUCUAAACCUGACUGAUAAUCGAUCCUGAGACCGAUGCUGACCGUGCUGUGUGUCCACGAGGCCCACUGAGCAUGCGCAGAGGCUGAGAUGACGCUCCUGCUGAGUGAGGAGAUGAGGAAGCUGAAACUGAUCCAUGUGUGUUUUUCUGAGUUUAAACACGCUGAAAUGAUCAGAGAACAGAAGAAUUAGUGCUUUCUCUGCAGUUAUGCCUCUUUAUUUGAGAUUUCAUUUAAUCAGCAGUAUGUGGGGUGCUUACAGACCGGAAAUGACGACUAAAAACUAUCGUAAUCUAAUCAUUGAAGUUAACAUGCUGGAUGGAGCGUGGAAGCUGUGCUGCUCUUGUCUGUUUUAUACUACUGAAAUCUAACUAUGUGUGGGAUUUUAUAAAGUCAAAGAUUUAGAAAUUAUCUGGAAAAAGAAUUUGAUCAUUAAAGGAAAAUGUUAAAACUGA
Messenger RNA from Cheilinus undulatus (humphead wrasse), 1060 nucleotides. RefSeq names its product TP53 regulated inhibitor of apoptosis 1 (gene triap1). The coding region runs from base 380 to 604 and encodes 74 amino acids. The record is from RefSeq and is a predicted model, not a curated record. NCBI's taxonomy places the organism in Eukaryota, Metazoa, Chordata, Actinopteri, Labriformes, Labridae. The transcript has a single exon.